This is a messenger RNA of Cajanus cajan (pigeon pea), 1742 nucleotides long. RefSeq names its product protein BIG GRAIN 1-like B. NCBI's taxonomy places the organism in Eukaryota, Viridiplantae, Streptophyta, Magnoliopsida, Fabales, Fabaceae. Gene Ontology annotation, biological process: auxin-activated signaling pathway. The record is from RefSeq and is a predicted model, not a curated record.
AGAAAUAAAGAGAAGAUAAAUAAAAAAAAAAUAUGACUCAUUACGUAAAAUUUAAUCAAUGAAAUAUAUAUAUGUUUAAAAAGCAAAAAAGUGUGAUCUGAACUGAAGUCUGAAAACUGAAAAGAUGAGCCGCACGCGCGGGACUUUUUACAGCCUCUGCAGUGAUGUAUUAAUAUUAUGUAUAGUGUAUAGUGCGUCUUUUUGGCAUCACUUUCUUCUCCUCUCCGAAUCCAAACAUGUCAUUCCCAUCAAAAUCACAGCAAACCUCCUCGCUGUCACCGUCUCCUAUUUCCCAUUAAUUUAAAGAAAAAAGAAAAAGAAAUGAUCACCGAAAGCUGUACGUACACUCUUGCUCCUUCCUACACAUGCUCUUGUCUUGUACAAACAAACCAAACACAAUCUCUUCUCCACUUGCUCCAUUUUCUAUUCUCCUCUUCCACCUUUUCACAUUCUCUGCGCCAACGUGCCACACCCUUUUCUCCCUUUAACUCAACUCCUCUCUCUAUAACUUCACUCUCUCUCUCACUGUACCCCCACACGCACCAUAAUGCACCAAAGGGACAGACAGAAACCCACCCCACACAGGAGAAGAACCCCUUCCUUCUCCUCCUCCCUUCUCGACGCCAUUUACCACUCCACCGACGACACAAAAUCCGAUCUUCACCAGGAUCACCAUCUGGGUCAAACCACCCACACUUUCAGCCACAACGCUCAGACACGUGGCAAAGAGAGAAUGAAUCUUCGCCGUGCCGUCAUGCUCGAAGAUUGGAUGGAGAAGCGCACUUCCCAUUCUCAUUCCCUUGGUUCUCACUUGCUGAACUCGAGUUCAAGCUCCUCCGAAUGCAGCUCCGGGGGAAUAUUCUCCUCUUCAGAAACUGACACGACAACAACCUCAAAGAAACAAAAACCAAGACCCACCUCGGAGAAGCAGAAGAAGAAGGAGGGUGGUUUUGCAAGGGCCUUGAAAAUCUACGGCGAGUUCAAUCAGAGAGUGAAGCAACCCGUUUCACCCGGGAGUAGAAUAGCCACGUUCCUUAGCUCCAUCUUCAACUCUCAGAACGUGAAGAAAGCCAAAAUGUGUUACGUGGGUGCUGUCGAAGACGUUACUUUCGACCACAAAACCAAGUCCCCGUCUUUCUCUUCCACGCCUUCUUCCUUCUCCAGAAGGUCUUGCAUGAGCAAAACACCUUCUUCCGCCAAAAAAUCCAACGAUGGGGUUAAAAGAUUCGUCAGGUUUUACCCCGUUAGCGUAAUCCUAGGUGAGGAUCCUCAUCCACAAUCCAGCAACAACGUUUAUGAGACUCAACCUAGUCUUAGUGUCAGAAAGAUUACGAGAAAUUCUUCGAUCAAGGAGCUCAACAACACCAAAGAAAAUAGAAUUGAAGAAGCAGCGGCGCGUGGUUUUAUUAAAGGAUACCGAAAUUCUGAUAAUACGGGUACUGAAUUUGAUUUUAGAGGUUUUUAUGAUAAUGUUGAGAAUGAGAACGAGGAUGAUGAAGAAGAGGAUGAUGAUGUGAGUUGUUCAAGUUCGGAUUUGUUUGAGCUGGAUCAUCUCAUUGGAGCUGCAAGGUACCAAGAAGAGCUUCCAGUUUAUGAAACUACCAAUUUGGAAACAAAUAAAGCCAUUGCUAGUGGUCUAUGUUUGUAGUUUAGUUCACUUCAAAAAAAAAAAAAAAAACGACAUUAAUUGUAAUUAUUUCCAUAGUUUUUGCUACUCAAUUUAUAAACAACUUCAUUGUUCU